AUGAUCCAGUACGUAAAUGAAAAGUUUAGUAGUCAAUACAAGGCCACGAUUAGUGCCGACUUUCUUACCAAGGAGAUCAUGCUGGACGACAAACUGCUGAUGCAUGCGUACUGUCUUUUGAGAAGCUGGACACGUGGCGAGACGAGUUCUUGGCACAGGCAGGACAAAGAGACUCGGAUGCCUUUUUCGUUUAUUGUACUGGGUAACAAGGUGGACAAGGAGUCGGAACGAAGAGUCCUAAGGAGAAGGCGCACGAGUGGUGCCGUGGAAAGAACGUCCAACAGCCAAUUCAGCACUAUGAAACAAGUGCGAAGGAAGCGACGAGUGUGGAAGAAGCGUUUCAGACAAUUGCUGCUUCGGCUUUGCACAAGGGCCAUGAAGACGAUAUGUACGUAUACCAGUAUAAGUUGCAAAUCAUCGAAGCGGGAGAGCUCUUCAUGCUGCUAA
Messenger RNA from Peronospora farinosa, 447 nucleotides. The record is from the annotation of a GenBank genome assembly. Lineage: Eukaryota; Oomycota; Peronosporomycetes; Peronosporales; Peronosporaceae.